AAAUUCCAUCAUUUCGGACGGAGGAGCGACGCAGCCCCUUGGCAGUGUCCGUUGUCCACCGACUGCUACACCUUCAAAUAUUUAACUCAAAAUGACAACUGUAUGUCAUCGUUGCGAAAAGACUGAAUCGCAGAAGGUGAGCAUGUCAGGGAAGAAUGGGCACUGCUCCUGUCUGAAAUGCAAGCACUGUAGCAAGGCCUUGUCUCCCGGCAGCCAUUCUAUGUAUGAUGGAGUGCCCUACUGCGACAAACCAUGCUAUGAAAACCAGUUUGGACUUAAAGCCUCAUUUGCCAACACAUCCUCCAAGAGCUCCUCCAGCAACUGGCCCCCGAUGCCCUGGGCAAGACCUGACAUGGACCACAGCCGCCUGAGAGCGGUGAAUGUCAAAGGGGAGUGGUACAUGAUGCUUUGUGAUGACAGCUCUCCCCGCAGCCACAGCUGUGCUGGAGAUGAGAUGAACCACAACCAAAACCAGACAGGAGUUGUGAAUGUAGAAGGGGUGUGGUACAACGUUUAUGACUCGCCCCCUGCUGAACUGGACAAACAAUCACUAGAGGAGCCUUCCAACCACAAGCAGCUAAAAGUGGAUUCAUCGCUGGCCCACAGCAUGUGCCCUAGCUGUGAUAAAGUGGUCUACUUUGCGGAGAAAGUGGUAUUUAAUGGGUGCUACUGGCAUAAGGCCUGUCUGCGCUGUGAGAGGUGUAGGAAAAUACUGCCCCCUGGUGGAUCUGCUGAGCAUUUGGGCUUGCCAUACUGCCACAAGCCCUGCUAUGGAAUUCUCUUUGGACCAAAGGGGGUGAACAGAGGACUGAUCGGCUACAUCCCAAAAGAAAUAUAAAUGGACUGGAUUAUGUGUUUUGAAUUUUAGCAUACUUUAAUAAACACAGAGCAAUACUAAUAAUCAA
Engraulis encrasicolus (European anchovy) is the source of this 905-nucleotide messenger RNA. RefSeq names its product cysteine-rich protein 2-like. The transcript is spliced from 9 exons. The record is from RefSeq and is a predicted model, not a curated record. Lineage: Eukaryota; Metazoa; Chordata; Actinopteri; Clupeiformes; Engraulidae. Bases 92 to 838 code for a protein of 248 amino acids.